CGAUUGGCUCAUUGGUAAAAAAACAACAAUCAUUAACUGGUCCAGAUCUGAGCGAGGCUCUUCACUCCGCUUUGUCGUCGUGAUUUGAUUCCUGACAAAAAUGACCAUGAGGCAUCUUGGGUUUGUUCUCCUGGUUUGGUUUCCCCGAGUGCUGCGCGCACAGACCGCGGCCCAGCCUUGUCCUGCUCCCACACUGGGUGGGGGGUUUUUCCUCCCGGUACGAGAAGCGUAUUCUCAUGAAACCCAGAUCACUUACGCCUGCGAUGAUGGAAGUAAACCAGCUGUGGAGGGUUGGUGGGCGACCUGCUCGUGUCAAAAUGGCACAUGGUCUCAUGUACCACAAUGCAUAGAUGAAAGAGCCUGCAUUCCGCCAACUAUCCCCAAUGCAAAAUUCCCUGAAAACCCAGAUGGUUGGUAUGAGAAUGGAGACACAAUGAGGAUAUCAUGCGACCAAGCAAAUGAACACAAAGACCAUGUCGCAACAGCUAAAUGUGAAGAAGGAAUAUGGUCCUCUUUGCCCAUCUGUGAGAAAAUUAGGAAUGCCUGCAGCGAGCCCCCCAGAGUCCCCCACGCUGUGAUCACUGGUGUGGGAUACCAGGAGGUGUUUGCUGCAGAUUCAGAAGUGCAGUAUGAAUGUGAAGAGGGAUACGCUACAGAGGAAGCACGCACUAAAAAAUCCGUCUUUUGCUUAAGUGGAAACUGGACUGAAGCUCCAGUGUGCAGCAGAAGAACAGAACCAGGUACUGGUCAUGCUGGAUCUACAGUCGAGGAAACCAGUGGGGGGAACACUGCUGGAGAUGGGGGUACAGGUGGGCGGUACUCUACAUCUUCAGGCAGCGGGACACCGCCUGUGGGUAGAGGAUCUUCUACCAGCUCUGGAUCAACCGAGAGAGAGAUUCAAAUCACACCAAUCAGCACCUGUAGAAAUCCCCCGAGAAUCCAAAAUGGUGAUUUUGUGAAAACUGGUGCAAUGUUUUUGAAAUACCAGUGCAAUAGCUUUUACAACCGAGUGGGUCCAGAAACAGUGGUGUGUUACCCGGAUGGCACCUGGUCAGAAGUGCCCACCUGCAAAGCUGCCUACUGUUCCGUGGACACGCAGAUGUAUCCUGAAUUACAACCCAGUGGUGUCAAAUUCAUCAAAGACGGUGAGAAGAAGAGACUGCCAUGUGUGCAACUGGACGAGUGGUGGACGGAUCAUUAUUCUGUGUUCCAGUGCACUAAUGGAAGAGGCAGGUUGAGCAGAUGUUGUAGCUGGAUCACUAUAAACAUGAACCGUUGCUGAGGCUGUUUCACGAAGAGGAAGCUGCUGUUGCCAUUCGAUUUGCUCGCCACCGCCUGAAAACUGACGCCACAGCCUGGAAACCUGAAGUUAUGAUUAUGAUGUGGUACACACACAAAAAAAAAAGAUUUCCACACAAUGUUGGAGUAAACUGUUUAGGUCCACAGCCACAAAAGUGGCUGAGGGACUGGCCUGAAUAAAAUCUGGACCAGAGGUUCAACACUGACCUUUCUGGAAAUGUUUACAAA
Molecule: messenger RNA, 1527 nt
Organism: Scophthalmus maximus (turbot)
Lineage: Eukaryota; Metazoa; Chordata; Actinopteri; Pleuronectiformes; Scophthalmidae
Product: complement factor H
Exons: 11
Coding region: 101-1282 (393 amino acids)
Source: RefSeq, a predicted model, not a curated record